AUGCAUGGUGAGAAAGGACCAAAAAACAUCAUGAGGAUAGAUGCCAAAAAGGAUUUGGGCAUCUGGGUCUCGUCAUACUUGUCCUUCACACUGCACCAUGAGAAAUCGGCCCAAAAGGCAGUCGCCAUUAUGCGGAUGAUCCGACGCACCUUCUCCCGUAUUACUCGCAUGGACUUCCAAAUACUCUAUGGUGCCUACGUCGGACCGCUCCUUGAGUGCGCCAACCAAGUUGUCUACUCAGGACGUACGAAAGACGUCACCCUCAUUGAGCGUGUCCAGCGGGCCGCCACGAGAAUGGUUGCCGGCCCCAAAUCCGUGGACUACGAAACGCGUCUCGCGAUGCUUGAUCUCUUUCCCCUGGAGUACCGUCGCCCCCGAGGGGACGUAAUUCCUACUUACGCCCUGUUUGAACAAAGCUUGGCAAACAGGUUUUUUACGGUUGAACAAGCAAACACCCGGCGGGGAAAUACCACUGACCGACAGGAACUAAACCAACCAGGGAAACUUGGGCAAAAGCGUCGAUCCUGUGUAUCAAUCCGUGAAUCCGUGAACCUUGGAGGGCGCCUGCUGCAUUUAAUAGUGUUGGUGCUUCGAUUACUGGAUGAACGCACAAAUAUCACAAAGUUAUCCUUCACGUAUUCAUUUAAGGUCUUCUCAAAUGCCGUGAAGUAUGAAAACGAUACACCCACAAAUUUCUCAAAGGAAGCCACUUCCGAAGCCAUAGCAGACGAAGUUCAAAGCCGAAUCCUUGCGCUGGCGAGCAUACUGAGCCGCGCUGAGAACAUAAAGAUCACUGACCGACAAGGAAAAAGCGACCCGGGAAACUUGAGCAAAAGCCUCGAUCAUGUUUAUCAAUCCAUGAAUCCUAUCGAGGUUGAAGUUGUCUGCAAGAACCACAGGACAAAUUUUGAUAACUCUACUUCUGCUCUGGCUAGAAAGUAG
Messenger RNA from Opisthorchis viverrini, 942 nucleotides. RefSeq lists its product as hypothetical. NCBI's taxonomy places the organism in Eukaryota, Metazoa, Platyhelminthes, Trematoda, Opisthorchiida, Opisthorchiidae. The transcript has 5 exons. Bases 1 to 942 code for a protein of 313 amino acids. The record is from RefSeq and is a predicted model, not a curated record.